UGCUUAUGUGUCUCGCGAGAGUUGGCGAGAGUGCUCUCGGUAGAUUCUGGAACCUCAUGCUCGCGCUAUGGAGAAAGCAGCACAACUGAAAGAUCAAGGCAACAAGGCACUGAGCGCAGGAGACGUGGAGGAGGCCGUCAGGUGCUACACAGAGGCCCUGACCCUUGACCCUUCCAAUCACGUGCUCUUCAGCAACCGCUCUGCCGCCUAUGCCAAGAAGGGUGACUACGACAGUGCCCUGAGAGACGCCUGCCAGACCGUAAAGAUCAAGCCGGACUGGGGCAAGGGUUACUCAAGAAAAGCAGCUGCUUUGGAGUUCCUCGGGCGACUGGAGGAUGCCAAAGCGACCUAUCAGGAGGGGUUACGCCGAGAGCCGACCAAUCAGCAGCUCAAGGAGGGGCUUCAGAACAUUGAAGCACGGUUAGCAGAGAGAAAGAUGAUGAACCCGUUCUCCAUUCCCAACCUGUUUGAGAAGCUGGAGGGCGACCCUCGAACCCGAGCGCUGCUGUCUGACCCCAGCUACAGGGAGCUUCUGGAGCAGCUCCGGAUCAAGCCCUCGGAGCUCGGCGCGAGGCUGCAGGACCCACGUGUCAUGACCACUCUCUCGGUGCUGCUGGGGCUGGAUCUAGCUGGCAUGGAUGAAGAGGAUGAAGUGACUCCGCCUCCGCCCAAACCCAGAGAGACGGCUCCGCCCCCUCCGCCGAAAGAGGAGGAGCUGCCGGAGAACAAGAGAAUGGCCUUGAGGGAGAAGGAGCUGGGAAAUGCCGCAUAUAAGAAGAAAGACUUCGCUGCUGCACUGAAGCACUAUGAAGAAGCUCUAAAGCAGGAUCCCACCAACAUGACCUAUCUGUCAAACCAAGCAGCUGUGCGUUUUGAAGAGGGCGAGUUUGAGAAGUGCAGAGAGCUGUGUGAGAAGGCCAUCGAGCUGGGCCGAGAGAACCGCGAAGACUACAGACAGAUCGCCAAGGCUUACGCCAGGAUCGGGAACUCCUACUUCAAGCAGGAGAAGCACAAAGAGGCGGUCCAGUUUUUUAAUAAGAGCCUGACCGAGCAUCGCACACCUGAAGUGCUCAAGAAGUGCCAGCAGGCGGAGAAGUUUUUAAAGGAACAGGAGAAGCAGGCCUACAUCAAUCCAGAUUUGGCACUGGAAGAGAAGAACCAAGGCAACGACGCCUUCCAGAAGGGUGACUAUCCUCUGGCCAUGAAGCAUUACUCGGAGGCCAUCAAGAGAAACCCUUAUGAUGCCAAGCUCUUCAGCAACAGAGCUGCCUGCUACACCAAGCUGCUGGAGUUCCAGCUGGCCCUCAAGGACUGUGAGGAGUGCAUCAAGCUGGACCCGAGCUUCAUUAAGGGUUACACGCGCAAGGGAGCGGCUCUCGAGGCUAUGAAGGACUUCUCUAAAGCGAUGGAUGUGUACCAGAGAGCUCUCGAGCUGGACUCCAACUCCAAGGAGGCCAGCGAGGGCCUGCAGCGCUGCGUGGUGAGCCAGGCCAUGCGUAACGACAGUCCCGAGGACGUGAAGCGGAGGGCCAUGUCUGACCCGGAGGUGCAGCAGAUCAUGAGCGACCCUGCCAUGCGCUUGAUCUUAGAGCAGAUGCAGAAAGACCCGCAGGCCCUCAGCGAUCAUCUAAAGAACCCCGUCAUCGCUCAGAAAAUUCAGAAACUGAUAGAUGUGGGGCUAAUAGCGAUCCGGUGAUCAAAGCAAGCGGCAGAAAAACCAGGACAUUAUUCAUCUGCAGAAGAGCGCCGGCUUUCCAAACUAAUCAUUCUCAACCUGACCCUCUCCUCCACUCGACCCAAUAAGAGUGUGUUUUAAGCCUUAAUUAGAUUAAUGUGGCUCAAUCAGUCAGAACAUCUAGCCUUAGAUACAUUACUGUGUUAACAGUGGGUUUGAGCCUUCAUAUCAAAAACACUAUUAUGUUUAUGGUUUGUAUUUAUUUGAUUUUUUCUACAUCUCAGUAUUUGGCAGAUUAAAUGCAGAUGUUCUGGUUUGGAGGAGAGGGCAGGGAAGCAUUGUGACAUUAUUUCUCUCAUAGGCCUGUAGAAACCUGUCUGUCUCUGAAUGUGAAUGCAUGGCUGUUGUUGGACUCUGUAAUGCUCUUCUGUUGAGGGCUCGUUCACGCUACCUGUUUGCCAUCGAUUAACUGACUGUGAUUUCAGCUUCACCGUAUUGUAAAGCAGCAUCAGUUUAAUAAAGUUCUGGAUCCAUGAA
Molecule: messenger RNA, 2212 nt
Organism: Sinocyclocheilus rhinocerous
Lineage: Eukaryota; Metazoa; Chordata; Actinopteri; Cypriniformes; Cyprinidae
Gene: stip1
Product: stress-induced phosphoprotein 1
Exons: 14
Coding region: 68-1696 (542 amino acids)
Molecular function (GO): Hsp90 protein binding
Source: RefSeq, a predicted model, not a curated record